GAAAAAAAAUCAUGUACAGUAAAGAAUGAUGGCCUCCCUUCCAUAAUUUUUCUAAAUAUGACCAAUGCUAGGUUCUUUUAUUGGCCACUAUAUAAGGAAUAGAAUAUGUAGUAUUUUACAUCUUGAAAACAAUUACAGCUCCUUAAUUUGUUGAACAAUCGGAUCCUCAAUCGUACACGACUACGCAACGAUGAACUACUGCCACAUCCAAAAGCUCUUCCUCUGUUUUUUUCUAUUAAUGUUUCUCUUCUCAUCAGGACAACAAGGAGGAGUCAAAGCUUCAUCAGCUCAUCACCGCCAUGGAAGUAGUCCUGUUUAUAGUUUUCGUCCAACGAAGCUCUUCGUCCUUGGGGACUCGUACUCCGACACAGGCAACAGGAGGAAAUCAGAGCUCAAUUCUUGGAAAUAUCCUUUCGGGAUUACCUUCCCCGGUAAACCCACAGGCCGUUUCUCCGAUGGCCGAGUGUUGACCGAUUACAUUGCAAAGUUUGUGGGAUUGAGAUCUCCAUUGCCAUACCAGUGGAGAAAAGUGGGAGCCUCAGCCAAACUUGUCAAAUACGGAAUGAACUUGGCUCAUGGAGGCACGGGCGUUUUCAACACAGUGUUUUUGGGCCCAAACAUGACGAUCCAGAUCGACUUCUUGGAGCGCCUUACCAACAAAUAUUCUGUCUACACCACUAGAGACCUCCAGUCCUCCAUUGCCCUCGUCACCGUUGCUGGCAACGAUUACCUUACUUACAUUUCCAGAAAUGGCUCAGCCCAGGGUUUUCCGUCCCUUAUCUCAUCGGUGGUGAAUCAGCUGACCUCGAAUUUGAAACGCAUUCAUAAAUUAGGAGUGAAAAAAAUAGCUUUGACGGCUAUCGAACCUUUUGGAUGUCUGCCUUGGUUCACAACCAAAACCUCAUUCAAACACUGCAACGAAACCUUAAACAAGCUCAUCAGCUUACACAACGACUUGUUGCAUCAAGCCGUGGCCAAGCUCAACAAUGAGACCCACGAUUCUCCUUUCACAAUUCUCGACCUCUACGCUUCCUUCACGACCGUUUUCAAAAACAAAGGAGACCCACUAAGAGGUAUUAAAUUUGAGAACCCAUUGAAGCCAUGCUGUGUUGGAAUAAGCAGUGCAUAUUCGUGCGCGAGUGUGGACCAAAAUGGGGUCAAGAAGUACACCCUUUGCGACGAUCGUCAAUCUACCUUCUUUUGGGACGCUGUCCACCCUUCCCAAGAAGGUUGGAGGUCUGUGUUUUCAGCUUUGCAACCCACUUUGGAGCAAAUUUUCUAUGCUUAAUUUAUAACUAGUGAAUUCUCUUUCAAAUGUUUCAUGAUCCGUGUGGGCUAGCUAGUUAUUUGUUAUGUAUUUAUUUUUACUUUGUUAGAUGUGUAGUGAAUUUGGUGUAUAUGUGUGAUAAAGAGUUAUUGAAAUAAUGUUACUAUUUAUAUUAUUAUCAUUAUUGAAAAAACUACACUAUAUAUUUGUAGAA
Messenger RNA from Ziziphus jujuba (common jujube), 1481 nucleotides. RefSeq names its product GDSL esterase/lipase At5g03610-like. Gene Ontology annotation, molecular function: hydrolase activity, acting on ester bonds. Bases 191 to 1288 code for a protein of 365 amino acids. NCBI's taxonomy places the organism in Eukaryota, Viridiplantae, Streptophyta, Magnoliopsida, Rosales, Rhamnaceae. The transcript is spliced from 5 exons. The record is from RefSeq and is a predicted model, not a curated record.